AUGGCGCCUUCGACGUCUUACAUAUCCACCCAGCUCAGACAACUGAUAUACUAUCAUCUCGACAACAACCUCGUCAAAAAUGCGCUCUUCCUCGCCGGUCGUCUCCAUGCCUACGAACCCAGAUCGUCCGAAGCGGCUUAUCUCCUUUCGCUGUGCCAUCUUUUGAGUGGUCAGCCCAAGGCUGCCUGGGAAUAUAGCAAGCUGGCAGGUUCUCGCGGAACACACCUCGGGUGCUCUUAUGUACACGCACAAGCAUGCCUGGACUUGGGGAAAUACAUGGAUGGUAUCAACGCGUUGGAUCGGAGUAGGAAUCUCUGGGCGACGAAGAGCAACUGGAACAAACACAGCGAGACACGCCGUCAACAUACUCCAGAUGCAGCAGCAGUCUUGUGUCUGCAAGGCAAGCUAUGGCAAGCUCACAAAGAUCUGGCACAGGCUGUAGAAUGCUACGCCGAGGCCUUGAAGCUCAAUCCUUUCAUGUGGGAUGCAUUCCUCGGUCUCUGUGAAGCUGGUGUCAGCGUUCAGGUGCCGAACAUAUACCGUCUAAGCCCAGAACUGGUGGCUAUGUUACAGGCUGCUCCUCAACCAGACGUAAUCGCGCUUUCGGAUAUAACGACAUCCGCCAAUGGACCUCUCCAGACGCAAUCGAAUGCUCAUUCCAAUAGCGAUCCUUUUGCCAAUACACCAAAGGGCGAACCUGGCUUGUCCACUGGAAGCUCCGCAUUGUGGGAGAAAUUGAAUGGCAGCUCUGUCAGCGUUGCUUCCGCGGGUACAACGAUUAUUCAUGAGAUACCUGAAAAUGAGAACGAGCCUGAAGAUGCUCGUAAUGCCCACAGCGACAUCUGGGACCCUCCACUUGCUCCAAACAGACGAAGCAGAACUGUCCAACACGUCGAGUACGGGGAUCCACCGCCGAAAAUGCGAGCUACUGCGUUGAAAUCUAGGAUCCGGUCUAGAGCUGAGUCGGAGGAUCAAAACGUCAUUCAAAUGGAUGAAGAGUCGACUUCUGUUGCUCCGGCUGGUGAUAGAAAACGAACGGUUUCUGGUCAAGUAGCCCAUCCAGCACCUCAUCCCGUAGAGCCAGGUGCACCACAGCGUCGGAGCACGCGACUGCUGAAUCACAUACGGCCAACCUCCAGCCGGCUAGCCACUGCCACUUUAGGAAGAGAGGGAAGAGAAGUGAGAAAAGUCCGUGCAACAGGGACGAGGGGACGGACAACUGCUGCCACAAACGUAGGACGUGUUGUGAGUGGGAAUAGAAAGGUCAUUAGCGGCUCGGAUCCCGAUAGCAAGGAGCCACGAACAUCUGCCACGUCCUCUAAUAGCGCUGGUAGCUCGCAUCAGACCAAGAGUGCAGUCGCCGAUCGCUCAAAGGAAAUGGAAGCGUUGUCAUGGUUAAUGGAUCUGUUCUCGAAAUUAGCUACCGGCCAUUACAACCUGACGCGCUACAAGUGCCAAGACGCUGUUCAGAGCUUCAACCUCUUACCUCAGGCUCAGCGUGAGACGCCCUGGGUUCUGUCUCAGCUUGGUCGGGCUUACUAUGAGCAAGCGCUGUAUCCUGAUGCAGAAAAAUACUUCCUUCGAGUGAGAGCGUUGGCACCAGCCCGCUUGGAAGAUAUGGAAAUAUACUCGACCGUACUAUGGCAUCUCAAAAACGAUGUUGAGUUGGCAUAUCUGGCCCAUGAGCUUAUGGAGGUAGACCGUCUAUCUCCUGAGGCGUGGUGUGCGGUUGGCAAUUCUUUCUCUCAUCAACGAGAUCAUGACCAGGCACUAAAAUGUUUCAAACGUGCCACACAACUCGAUCCUCGCUUUGCCUAUGCGUAUGCUCUCCAAGGUCAUGAGCACGUCGCAAACGAAGAAUUCGACAAAGCACUCGAUGCGUUCCGUAAGGGAAUCAGUGUCGACAGUAGACAUUACAACUCUUGGUAUGGCCUUGGUCAAGUAUACGAAAAGAUGGGUAAGCUCGAAUAUGCAGAACAGCACUAUCGCAACGCAGUGCAGAUCAACCCGAACAAUGCAGUACUCAUCUGUUGCAUGGGUCUUGUGGUUGAAAAAUUAAAUAACCCACAAUCCGCUUUGUUUCAUUACAGUCGGGCAACGACUAUUGCGCCGAGAUCGGUAUUGGCCCGAUUCCGCAAGGCUCGUGUUCUUUUGAAACUGAAUGAAUACAAGCUGUCGUUGACAGAGCUCAAGGUGUUGAAAGAUAUGGCUCCGGAUGAAGCGAAUGUUCAUUAUCUACUUGGAAAGGUUUACAAGCAAUUGCACGACAAGGGUAACGCAAUUAAACAUUUCACCACUGCACUGAAUCUGGAUCCAAAAGCAGCGCAGUAUAUCAAGGAUGCUAUGGAAUCGUUGGACGACGACGAAGAUGAUGACGCUGACAUGGCAUGA
Messenger RNA from Talaromyces stipitatus ATCC 10500, 2391 nucleotides. RefSeq names its product 20S cyclosome subunit (BimA/Nuc2/Cdc27), putative. Gene Ontology annotation, biological process: cell division. The transcript has 3 exons. The record is from RefSeq and is a predicted model, not a curated record. NCBI's taxonomy places the organism in Eukaryota, Fungi, Ascomycota, Eurotiomycetes, Eurotiales, Trichocomaceae. Gene Ontology annotation, molecular function: protein binding. The coding region runs from base 1 to 2391 and encodes 796 amino acids.